CGCAGUCGUCGGCAAAGCACCUCCUCACUCAACAUGGUCUCCAAGGCUCUGAUGUCGCCGUACGGCGUGGUCGCUCUGCUGGCCGUCGGCGAAGCGCGAGCGUGGCGCCCUUGGGGGCCCGCCUUGCGCGCCCUACGCCCUCGCGCGCUGGGCAAGUUCCUACACGCGCACAGCCGUUCAACCAGCCCUCGCCGGCCCCCGUCGCCGCCCCCGCCCUCGCCGCCGCCCCCGUCGCCGCCGCCUACGCCGCCUACCCGGCUGCUUACCACGCGGCCUACCCCGCCGCCGCCUACCUCGCCUAAACAUCAACACGCCUUGCACGCAAGCCUGGAUUGCGCCGGUUGUAAGUCUGUCAUCGCAACAACUUUCCUUGUGACGCGAACAUUGAAGCUUCUGCAGUCAUCGCAAACAGACAGACAACCGGCGCAAAGCAGGCUUGACGAGCGGGGCUGGCCUGUGGGUGCUUCCUUCAGCGCCUGCCGCACUCCACCGCGCCUGCCAGUUGCUCCUCCUCUAGAAGAUCUCCGCGCUCCACUUCAGUUGGCCAAUAAAUUCGCUUUCGUACAGAGGGUGCAUUCGCAAAAAAAUGUGUGAAGUAAAAUGUCAAACAAAAUAAUCAUACUUCUGUGAUGUAGUAAAGAUUGCUUCACCU
Molecule: messenger RNA, 652 nt
Organism: Gryllus bimaculatus (two-spotted cricket)
Lineage: Eukaryota; Metazoa; Arthropoda; Insecta; Orthoptera; Gryllidae
Source: the annotation of a GenBank genome assembly